AUGGGGGAAGAUGGUUUGGAAAACGAGCGGGGAGACAACGGAGCAGUGAAGAGCUACAGAGGCGUCACGUUAAUGGAUACGGCAUAUAAGAUUUAUGCAUGUAUACUGGACGAGCGGCUGAAUGUAGAGAUCGAAGACAAGCUGGGAGAGAGCCAAUUCGGGUUUAGGAAAGAAAGAGGAGUGAUAGACGCAGUGUAUGUAUUGAACCACAUAAUAGACAAACAAUUGAGCGGGGCAAGAGGGAAGCUAUAUGCAUGCUUCGCGGAUUUAAAGGCAACGUUUGAUAGGGUUAGCAGGAAAAAGCUGGGGGAGAUAAUGAGGAGAAUGUGGGUUAACGAGAAGUUAACCAGAAGGAUAGAGGAGAUAUACGAGGAAACAAGGAACGUAGUGAGGACGAGGAACCAUAACACAAAAGAGUUUUGGACAGUAAGGGGAGUAAGACAAGGGUGCCCGUUGAGCCUGACACUAUUUAACAUCUAUGUGGGAGGGUUGGAAGAGGAAGUAAGGAAAGCUCAAAUGGGAGGCAUAGUGGUAGGAGACAAUAAGGAUGUGGAACUGGAAUUGAGCACGGAAAAGACGAAAGUAGUAGUGUUUGAAAAGAGAAGGAACAUGAGGAGGAAAAAGAGGACAGCAAUUGCGAUGAAGAAGACAUGGAGCGUAGGAGAAAGGAUAUUUAAAAGGGACUACAAGAGGAGAAUGAGGAUGUUUGGAGCACUGGUAGAGAGUGUAGCGUUAUUUGGAGCGGAGGUGUGGGGAUGGAACAUAGAGGAGAGACUGGACAGGGUAAAAAGGAGAUACUUGAGAUGGAUUCUAGGUGUUACGUCGGGCGACAUUCUACAUAGACCAGGCCACACACCGCAGGCAGGAUGGCAACCAGAUGUCCGCACGCCUUCACUGCGUACCUUCAAUAGUCUUAAGAGCCGAUCAUAA
This is a messenger RNA of Bombus huntii, 930 nucleotides long. RefSeq lists its product as uncharacterized. The transcript has 4 exons. Bases 1 to 930 code for a protein of 309 amino acids. The record is from RefSeq and is a predicted model, not a curated record. Lineage: Eukaryota; Metazoa; Arthropoda; Insecta; Hymenoptera; Apidae.